Geodia barretti is the source of this 564-nucleotide messenger RNA. NCBI's taxonomy places the organism in Eukaryota, Metazoa, Porifera, Demospongiae, Tetractinellida, Geodiidae. The record is from the annotation of a GenBank genome assembly.
AUGCUUGAGGUGAAGUUAAAUAUGAAGGAAGGCAUAAGAGACACGUUAGUGUUCGACAUGAAAGACUUUCGACACGAGGACUUCAAGGAAUACGAAGCACUUGUGCCGCCCGCUCUGCUCGGUUUGAGCUAUGAGGAGGUAGAAUUUAAUAACCCCCUGUCCUGUGCAGUCCGCCUGUUGCGCUACGGCGACGACAAUGUCUAUGUGACAGCUAAUAUUGAAACGAACAUUUUGGUAGAAUGCGGACGCUGUAUCACCCCGUUUGAGGUGGACAUAACGACAACGGUUGAACAGCUAUUCUCCAUCGGUAGUGAAUCGUUAGAACAGAGUGAAGCGGAUGAGCGAUACUAUGACGGGGAAACCGUAGAUAUUUCAGAAGACGUUCGGCGGGCACUUGUUCUUGAAAUACCAGUAUGGCCGCUUUGUUCCGAAACAUGCGAAGGACUAUGCCCACAAUGUGGUGCGGAACUCAAUAUCAAGGCUUGUUCUUGCGAGCCAAUGGAUGAGGCACCGGCAUCUACCUCUAAUCCGUUUUUCGGUCCUGUCAAAAAUGCUCGAAAAUAG